GCCAACCAAUCCGCGUUACGUAAACAUUGUCCUUGAGUAAUAAUGUAGGGAGAAUUUGGGUCAGCAAAAGGGCCCGAUUGUUUUACUGUAAUUGUGGGAACUUUGCUCAUUUAUCUGGCGCAAAAAUGUCUGUGAAACACGCUCUCAGUCGGGGUCUGGAGCUGGGGAGGUCCGUCUUCCAGCUGGGUCUCUUCAAACCAGCCGCCCGUGUAGCAGCGAAGUUCCGCGGUGAGCGGCUGCGUCUGUCCCCACCGACACGCACCGUCCAGCCGCAGUGCUUCCUGCCCGCCCGGUACCGCUUCUACCGGCUGUCUGUCAGCGGGCUUGCGGCUCGGCUCCAGUCGGGUGGUUUCAGGAGACUGGUCGGGGGCGGGUCACCCAGAAACAGGACUGUUUUUCUGGCGUUUGGUGUUGGUUUAGGACUCAUUGAACAACAGCUGGAGGAGGACAAGAGAAGCGCGGCGCUGUGUCAGGAAAUACAGACUGUCUUCAGAAAGAAAAAGUUCCAGAGCCCUCGGAAGCCCUUCACAUCAGGUUACAGGUUGGAAGACUAUGUCAUUGGGAAGCAGAUCGGGAAAGGUUGCAAUGCAGCCGUGUAUGAAGCGGCGGCUCCGUUUGCUCCUCCAGCAGAGAAUGAAAAGUUUUCACUGGAUCAACUGGAUCAGAAUGAUACAGAAGAGAAGAAGAAUCCAGGAACACUUAGAUUCUCCACUACAUCCAGCUUCCCUUUCGCGAUGAAAAUGAUGUGGAACAUUGGGGCUGGAUCAUCUAGUGACGCUAUCCUUCGAUCCAUGUCCAUGGAGUUGGUCCCGUCAUGCCCGCAGGCCUUACCGAAAGAGCAGGGUGUGAUUGCUUUAGAUGGCCAUUUUGGACCAGUGCCUAAGAGACUGACUGCUCAUCCCAACGUGAUCACGGUGUAUCGGGCCUUCACUGCUGAUGUACCCCUGCUGCCCGGCGCUCAGGAGGAAUAUCCCGACGUCCUGCCACCCAGACUCAAUCCCAUGGGUUUGGGCAGCAAUCGUACACUGUUUCUAGUCAUGAAGAAUUACCCAUGCACCCUGCGGCAGCACCUGGAAGUUUGUGUGCCAACUCGGAUGCAGGCUUCUCUCAUGUUACUCCAACUACUGGAGGGUGUGGACCACCUGUGCAGACAAGGCAUCGCUCAUCGAGACCUCAAAUCAGACAAUAUUCUACUGGAAUUUGAUUGCACUGGGUGUCCCAGACUGGUGAUCACAGACUUUGGAUGCUGUCUGGCAGAAGACUUUGGUCAUAAACUGCCCUUCAACAGCCGGCAUGUUAACAGAGGAGGAAAUGGCUGUCUGAUGGCACCUGAGGUGGCCACAGCAGUUCCAGGUCCAGGAAUAACAAUCGAUUACAGUAAAGCAGAUGCCUGGGCCGUAGGGACAAUUGCUUAUGAGCUCUUUGGUCAGCCGAACCCCUUCUACGGCACACAGGGCCUGGAGAGUCGCAGUUAUCAGGAAAGACAUCUGCCCCCUCUGCCUGCUACUGUACCGGCUGAUGUACAGCUGGUGGUGAAAUUACUGCUACGCAGAAAUAAUCAAAAGCGUCCCAGUGCACGCGUGGCCGCUAACAUGCUUCACAUCAGCCUGUGGGGUCAGCGUGUCUUGGCCAGCUUGGACCGAGCCAGAAUGGAUAAACUGUUGGACUGGUUGCUGUGUCAGUCUGCUGUGGUUCUCCUGAACGUUCGCGGGCCGAGCAGGAGCUCUGUGCAAGCUCAACUUCAGAGGUCUUUCCUCUCUAACAUAGACCUUGAGGACCUGCGUGCUGCAGUCAGAUUCAUUAUGUACGGACAAGAACACUGGCAGUCUGUUAAUGCACUAUACUGAUCCAGAAUGCAUUUGUUCACUUUACUCUAGAAAGCUUUUCUCUCUAGAAACUAUGGAAGCACUUUAGUUAUAAUGUCUGUCACUGUAAAUGUUGAAAUAGUGGCAAGAUAUAUGUUUGCCUUUACAUAAUAACGAUGCUGUGGAAUUAUACAAAGUAAAAGCAGUAAUGUACAUCGUUUAAUUUUUCAUUAUAAUCUAUAAAGGUGGGCUACAAGACAAAUAAUUUAAAAAAUGUACACCGCUUUGACAUCAUGUACAGUAUAUUUAGCAUGUGCUAAUAAAAACAUUUGAUGAUUGGUUUGUUU
Messenger RNA from Triplophysa rosa, 2152 nucleotides. It is a transcript of the gene pink1, whose product is annotated as PTEN induced kinase 1. The transcript has 8 exons. The record is from RefSeq and is a predicted model, not a curated record. Bases 126 to 1847 code for a protein of 573 amino acids. Gene Ontology annotation, cellular component: mitochondrion. Gene Ontology annotation, biological process: autophagy of mitochondrion; regulation of apoptotic process; positive regulation of mitochondrial fission. NCBI's taxonomy places the organism in Eukaryota, Metazoa, Chordata, Actinopteri, Cypriniformes, Nemacheilidae. Gene Ontology annotation, molecular function: protein serine/threonine kinase activity; ATP binding.